AUGAAGCUGGCUCUGCUCCUGCCGUGGGCGUGCUGCUGCCUGUGCGGCUCGGCGCUGGCCACCGGCUUCCUCUACCCGUUCCCGGCCGCAGCCCUGCAGCAGCAGCACGGCUACCCCGAGCCGGGCGCCGGCUCUCCUGGAAGCGGCUACGCGAGCCGCCGGCACUGGUGUCAUCACACGGUGACCCGGACGGUGUCCUGCCAGGUGCAGAAUGGCUCGGAGACAGUGGUCCAGCGUGUGUACCAGAGCUGCCGGUGGCCUGGGCCCUGCGCCAACCUCGUGAGGGCUCUCAUCAGGCCCACGUACAGGGUGUCCUACCGCACGGUGACGGCGCUGGAGUGGAGGUGCUGCCCUGGCUUUACCGGGAGCAACUGUGAGGAGGAAUGCAUGAACUGUACCCGGCUGAGUGACAUGAGUGAGCGGCUGACCACACUGGAGGCCAAGGUCCUCCUGCUGGAGGCAGCAGAGCAGCCCUCAGGCCCGGACAACGGCCUGCCCGCCCCGCAGAGCACCCCGCCCUGGAGUGAGGACUUCCUCCCGGGCGCCAUCCCCCUGGCUCACCCGGGGCCCCAGAGGAGAAGGCCCACGGGCCCAGCCGGGCCCCCAGGGCAGACUGGGCCACCAGGGCCUGCAGGUCCCCCGGGCUCCAAAGGUGACCGGGGCCAGGCAGGAGAGAAGGGUCCAGUGGGGCCUCCAGGGCUCUUGGGACCGCCCGGGCCCCGUGGGCUUCCUGGAGAGAUGGGGCGCCCCGGUCCCCCAGGACCCCCGGGCCCAGCGGGCAGCCCGGGCCUCUCGCCGAGCAGUCCCCAAGGUGUCCUCUACUCUCUGCAGCCGCCUACGGACAAGGACAAUGGAGACGCCCAGCUGGCACCUGCCGUGGUGGACACUGUGCUGGCGGGCAUCCCAGGGCCCCGAGGUCCCCCCGGCCCCCCGGGUCCCCCCGGACCACACGGCCCCCCGGGACCCCCAGGAGCACCAGGAUCCCAGGGCCUGGCUGGCGGGCAGCCCGUGGAGGGACCGGCUGGCCAACCUGGAGUGAAGGGAGCAGAGGGGGACAAGGCGGCGGCCACAGAGGGCGAGGGGGUGCAGCAGCUGCGGGAGGCGCUGAAGAUCCUGGCCGAGAGGGUCCUCAUCCUGGAGCACAUGAUCGGCAUCCACGAUCCCCAGGCCUCCCCUGAGGGCGGCUCGAGCCAGGACGCGGCCCUGAGAGCCAACCUCAAGAUGAAGCGGGGCGGCCCCCCACCCGACGGCGCCCUCGCUGCCCUGCUGGGUCCCGACCCUGCGCACAAGAGCGCUGACCGGACCAGUGGCAGGAAGUGA
Molecule: messenger RNA, 1320 nt
Organism: Marmota flaviventris (yellow-bellied marmot)
Lineage: Eukaryota; Metazoa; Chordata; Mammalia; Rodentia; Sciuridae
Gene: Col26a1
Product: collagen type XXVI alpha 1 chain
Molecular function (GO): protein binding
Source: RefSeq, a predicted model, not a curated record